AUGAAGAGGUGGAUCGGACGUACCUAUCUAGAGCUUAUAGAGCAGAAGCCAAGACCACAUGAUCUUGAGCGUAUUGUGUGGGAAGCCUGGGCUGCUAUUACACCUGGAUACCUCCAGUCCUUAGUAAAUAGUAUGGGGAGGAGGUGUGAGGCUGUAAUUGCUGCUCAAGGUGGGCACACAAUGUAUUGA
Bipolaris zeicola 26-R-13 is the source of this 189-nucleotide messenger RNA. RefSeq lists its product as uncharacterized. The record is from RefSeq and is a predicted model, not a curated record. Gene Ontology annotation, molecular function: nucleic acid binding. The coding region runs from base 1 to 189 and encodes 62 amino acids. Lineage: Eukaryota; Fungi; Ascomycota; Dothideomycetes; Pleosporales; Pleosporaceae. The transcript has a single exon.